AUGGCUGAAUUAAUUAAUUUAAGUAAUCAACUUAAUAAUGUACAAGUUUCAAGUGCAGAUGAUAAAAAAGAAAUUGAAAUAACACCAAGAGGAAAUCCAUCUUUGUAUCAAGGAGAUAUGCUUUUAACAGAACAACAAGCAUCUUAUUUAAUUGAUGAAGCAAAAUUAAAAAUAGAAGCAAAAAAAUCAAAUAAAACAGGAAGUGAUGUUGAUAAAGAAAUCGUUGAAAAACUUAAAAAAAAUAGAGCUUACAAAAAAGAUUCACGUUCCAAAUGGAGUUUUCCAAUUCCAUACUUUAUUGAAGCUGGUGUUGAACAAACUGUUGUAGAUAAUGCUCUUAAAAAUAUUGCAAAAGAAACUUGUGUUACAUUUAAAAAAUCUGCUCCAUUUAAUAAUAAACCAGGUCUUAGAAUUUAUAAAGGACCAGGUUGUUGGUCAUGGAUAGGACCAAAAUCUGAUAAUAAACCACAAGAUGUAAGUAUUGGUAAUGGAUGUGAAUGGAAUGGUAUUGUUCAACAUGAAGUUUUACAUGCAUUAGGUGUUUUUCAUGAACAAUCAAGACCAGAUAGAGAUGAUUAUAUUGGUCUCAAUCUUAAUAAUGUUUUACCAAAACAAAGAUAUAACUAUGAUAAAUCUUCAAUUGCUUCAACUGAAACUUUUGGUCUUCCUUAUGAUUAUGGUUCGGUUAUGCAAUAUGAUAAAAAAUCAUUUUCUUCAAAUGGUGGACUUACUAUGAUUCCAAAAAAUAAAGAUUAUUUAAAUACAAUUGGACAAUUUGACAAAAUGCAAUUUAAUGAUAUUAAACUUAUUAAUUUAGCUUUAUGUUCAGGAAGAUGUAAAGGAGGUGUUAAAUGUAGAAAUGGAGGUUAUGAAAAUCCAACAAACUGUGGUACAUGUAAAUGUCCAAGUAUGUUUGAAGGAAACACUUGUGACAAGAUUCGUUCAAAUCCAUCAGAAUGUGGUCAAGGUAAUGGUAUAUCAGCAUCUGAUUCUUUUAAAAAUUUUAAACUUCAAGGUGUUAAAGAUUGUGUCUUUUUCAUUGGUGCCACAGGUGGUAAAAAACCUCAAAUUGUUAUAGAAAAAGGAAAAUUCAAUGGAACAGAACGUUGUUUCCCUGGAAUUGCUCUUGAAGUUAAAUUUAAUAAAGAUGUAACUAUUACUGGUCCAACAUUUUGUGGAUCUAUCCAAAAUAAACAAAUAACUGCUGAAGGAUCUCAAUUGCUUAUCCAUUAUGUUGGUACACGUCAAGAUCACUUUUUGGAACUUAAAUAUCGUUCAGUUUAA
Molecule: messenger RNA, 1284 nt
Organism: Strongyloides ratti
Lineage: Eukaryota; Metazoa; Nematoda; Chromadorea; Rhabditida; Strongyloididae
Product: Astacin-like metalloendopeptidase
Exons: 1
Coding region: 1-1284 (427 amino acids)
Biological process (GO): molting cycle, collagen and cuticulin-based cuticle; proteolysis
Molecular function (GO): zinc ion binding; metalloendopeptidase activity
Source: RefSeq, a predicted model, not a curated record